AACACGGCGACGCAAUGUAGUUGAAAGCAAGUAAAAGCAACCUUUUACAAUUCAAAUGAGAGAAGAGGAGGAAAAAAAACAAAACAAAACAAAAAUCCGGCUCUUCCCGCUCACAUUGCAUCCGUGCAACUUCCUCAUUAAGCGUGUCAGAGCUCGAGGGAGCGCAUCUGAAACGAGAACUAAAAGAGAAAAAGGCAGAAGCACGCCAUAAAGUAGCAUUGUAGGAGGUCAGCCGCUGCGGAGGAGACCGCAGCCACCAUGCUCCGACAGUCUCUGAGCAUUCUGAAGCAGCUUGGAUCUUCGGCAAAGUCGCAAGAUGUCAGCGAGCUUCUACACACGGACCUGGUUGUGGUGGAGCAGCGGGUGGAGCCAGCCAAGAGAGCAGCACAGAUGCUCCACAAGAAGCUGCAAGGCUGCAUGCAGAGUCAGACAGGGCCAGAUGCCGAAAGACGGAUGAAGAAGCUGCCUCUCAUGCUGCUGUCAAUCAGCAUGGCGGAAAGCUUCAAAGACUUUGAUGCUGACUCCUCCAUCAGGAAGGUGCUGGAGAUGUGUUGUUUCAUGGAGAAGAAGUUGGCCAGCCUGCUGGCAGACUUUGAGAUCAAAGUGGAGAAGGAAGUUUUGGAGCCACUGAAUAAACUUGGCGAGGAAGAAUUGCCAGAGAUUCUCAAAAACAAGAAGCACUUUGCAAGGCUUCAUACAGACUGGAACAAUGCUCGUCUCAGGAGCCAGGGCAGCACCGGUCCACAGGCCAAGCAGGACGGUCUCAAGGAGGAGGAGGAAGAAGCUCUGAGGAAGUUGGAGAUCAUCAAGAAUCAGUAUUCAGCAGAUCUGUAUCACUUUGCGACCAAAGAAGACAGCUACGCAAGCUACUUCAUUCGCCUUUUGGAGCUGCAAGCAGAAUACCACAAAAAAUCACACGAGUUCCUGGAUAAAAAUAUCAACGAACUCAAGGAGAAUCACAGCCAGAAAGGGCCGCCAGCAAACCCCUUCGGACCGAAGGUUUUCGGCGAGCCUCUUGCCUCUCAUCUGCUUCAGAGCAAACGGGAAAUCGCAGCACCCAUUCAAGAAUGUGUUCACAUGCUGCUCAGGACAGGGAUGAGAGAAGAGGGUCUGUUUCGUCUCACGGCGGCCGCCUCGGUGGUGAAGAGGCUCAAGACUUGCAUGGAUCAGGGGACGGUCGAUCACAGUGAGUUCCGCAUGGACCCUCACGCUGUGGCCGGAGCUCUGAAGUGUUACCUGAGAGAACUUCCUGAACCACUACUGACCUUUGAACUGUACAAAGACUGGUUCAAAGCAGCCGGUGAAAAAGACUGUACAGAAAAGCUGGAGCAGUUCCGAAUACUACUGAAGAAACUACCGCCUGAAAACUAUAACAACCUCAGGUACCUAGUUCAGUUCUUGUCGCUGCUGUCCGAGCACCAGGCUGCAAACAAGAUGACGCCCGGUAACAUCGCCAUCGUCCUGGGGCCCAACCUCCUCUGGCCGCAAGCCGAGGGGGAGAUCACUCUGUUUGACAUGGCGUCCGCCUCCUCGGUGCAGGUGGUGACAGUUAUUGAGCCUCUCAUUCAACACAGCGCCGUGCUCUUCCCUGAAGAGGUAUCCUUUGAGAUUCCGGAGCUUCCCAAGGUCCAAGAUGACCGGUCUAAGAUCUCAGAACAAGCGCCACUGAGCAGAACAGUCUCCACUUCCUCCACAGCCUCCUCCUCUUCAACUUAUCAUCUCCCUUGCUCCAAGACGAGCAGUGUAUCCUCUGAGGAUUGCGUCAGUGUCACCGCCGUGAAAUCCGAGAGACGCCAAGCGUGGGCUGCUUCUGCACACGAGGCCGCAACCACGACCCAAAAAGACACGACGACACUCAGCAGCUCACCCACCGCAAGAACCGGCUUGCUGCCAAUCCAGAACCCGAUCCCACAUCCCAGAACCGCAGGGUCCAACCCAGGACACAGCAGGGAGCCCGUCCAGAAGCAGUGCUCGGAGCAGUUGGAGCCCAUUUCGGAGCCCCCUCCCGUCUCACCGAAAGCAGUUGUGACGAUCAGCAAACCAAACAAACCAAAGAGGAGCAUCAGUGUGAGAAAAGCCAAUGAAACUAACGAGCCGUUGACAGUUCACUACAGCAAGACCAAAGCGCCGGUGCCGCCAAAGCCGCGGGCCCCUCCGGCACCCGCAGCGACAGACGGGAACCAGGUGACACGUCCGCCACCUCCAACUCGGCCGGUUGGUCUCAAAAAGCCGCCGAUUAAAAAGUCUGGACUUAAAGCCCCCAGUUGCCCUCCGCCGCUUCCGCCUGCGUUACAGUCCGAACAGGCUCCUUCAAUAGCACAGUAAGAUGAGAGCCACACUAUAUGGACCAAAGCUUUGACACACAGUCAAUGUUUAAUUGGCAUAAAUCCUCGUACCAAGACAUUGUGAGCAAUUCUAUGCUUCCGACUCAUGGAAACACUUGCCCUUUCAUGUAAGGUCCAUCAAGGCAAUGUUGGCUUAAGUGUGGAAGAACAUGAUAAACCUCAACCCCACCAAGCACCUUUUGGUAUGAGCUCAGGACCAACAUGAUCUCACGGGUGUUCUUCUGGAUAAAUGGACAAACAUUAACUUUUCACUUUUAUAUUAACUUCCAUUCCAUUCCAAUAGGAAGGUGUAAUGAUGAAGAGACCCAAUACUUUUGUUCACAGUGUGUGUUUGCGUAAUGUAAGCUUAGCUUGCCAUUUGUCCAAAUUCUUUCACUGGAAAACUGUAUUUAUUCUUCACCCACUGCAGUCAUGUUUUCCAGAGAGCAAAUAAAACCACACGUGCAAGAUAAACGUCAUUUCCAAGCAUAUAAUAAUAAUAUGAAUAUUUACUAUGCUUUUUGAUGGUUGUGACCUUACGAUACAAAGUCCCCAAAUGAUAGCAUUUUUAUUUCCAAUUAUUGGAAUUGACAUACAGUAUAAGGUGGGACUGCACUGUGUUCUGAAGGUGCUAGUAAGUACAGUACAUGUUUAUAGGGGAGUCAGAUGAUAUUUUCAUGGACAUUUGAAGGCAAUAACGUAGAUAUUAUAAUUUGUCUAUUAAAAAAACAGAAGUCCUCGUUAAAGGUGCACAGGGUUUAUACAAAAUGUCUGCAGCAUUAAAGGAACGAUUACAUAGUACAGCCUAUACUGUAGUUGAUAACACCAAAUACUGGUGUUAUUGGUCAUAUUUCUCAAUUUAUGUCAUGCGAUAACACUGUAUAAAAAUCCACAAGAUUUUAAGGCUCGCUUACCAUUCUCAUUCAUGUCAAGGUAAGUCUUCACUAAAAUGACUUUAAAUGUUCUUGACUGAAGUUAAACCUGAGACACAUGACAUGAGUAUGCUGAGUAUGCGGACCAACCUCCAGGAACCUUCUAUUUUGUAUCCAUGUCUGUUAUUGAUGGCUGUUUUGAGAGGCCAUCUCAGUGCAGCGAGCACAGCACACAUACUGCUAGAUUGUCGUCCUCUCAUACAGGAGGAAGUAUUGAGUAUAAAGUGAAUGGCAGGACCUCUUCAUUGAGUAACAUUCGCGUUUCCUCUUUUGCUUAAUCCUCUGUGGAAGUGUUGUUUGGUUCGAGCCUCAGUUCAACACAGUACUCCCAAAAAGUUUGGGAUAUAGGGCUUUCGGGUGACAUUUCAGAAUAGACCUAAAAUGCACUAUAAGGUGAACAUAAUUUGACUUCCUCUAACCUUUUGAUGUCAGCUCCUUGUUAGAGUACAGCAACUUGCGCAACAAGUAGUGAACUAUUGAACGGUUGGACAUUCAAAAACAUUUAGAGGGCAAAUUAAGAUUUAGGAGGGGCAAAUUAAAAAAUAGCAGAUAUCCGCAAGUAAUUGAUACCCAUCAAAAGGUUUAUAAUCGCCUACAGGUGCCACAAGAUGGUGGCAAAGCACUACUUUUGUCAAAAUUGAGCUCCUCAAUCAACUUCAACAUAUUUCCUUUUUCACCAAGAAACCACAAAAUGGCGACAAGCACUACUUUUGUUCCAUUGAAGGGCCUCAGUCAACUUCAACAUAGUUCCUUGGCACCAAGAUGCCACAAAAUGGCAUCAAAGCACUACUUUUGUCGAAAUGAGGCUCCUCAAUGAACUUCAACAUAGUUCAUUGGCACCAAGAUACUACAAGAUGGCACCAAAAUAAUGCUUUUAUUACUUCGGCCUGAGCACAUAAACAGUGAAUAGUGAGUUACAGCGACUUGGAGGGGGUUCAUUUUGAGUGCAUUUUACCUUCAUCCUGCAAUGUCACCCGCAGGCUGAAUAUCCUGAACUUUACGUGAAUAGUGUGUAUUGAAAAUAUGCGAGUCCUCAUUUUAGAUCCAUUUGUUGCAAAAAUGAAUUAUUGAAUUAUUAUCAGUGGGAAAAAAUGGGGAUCCAAUAUCAUGAACCUUAAAGAAUAAUAUCCUGUUUUCUGUUUGAGUUUCAUUGUUGAUAGUUUGCUUAUUGGAUUAGAAUUACAGAAAAAUCACAUCGUAUAUUUGCUAAUGAUUUUUAGUUUCAUGUGAAAACAGCUCAGACUUUGAUUUCAUCAUCAUCAUCAUCUGUGUAGCUGUAGGAUAUUUUCUUCAUCAUCUCUGAAUCGACCGGCUCCAUCCUGUUGUGACCACCGUAAUGGCGUGCGAGCACAUCCGCGGCACUCUGGAAGCGCUCACUUUCCAUUCUCACUGCUAAUUUCGCUCGCUCGGGUGCGACUUCCUUCAGCGCGUCAGGUAGUUUCGCGGUCAUCCCGACUCCGUUCACCUCAUUGGCGCUCCCCUCGUCGUCAUCCCAUUCCGCCCCCUGUGGACCCUUCCCGCCUGCGCAGUCCUCUCUCAGCAGGGAGUCCACAUAAGAGAUAGUAGCCGAGUCCAUCUCGGAUCCUUCAUUGGCGAGCCCUGACGGCGACCCCGUCUCGUCUCUCUCCCAGGUGUGACUGUCGCCGUCCAGUAGGCCGAACACCUCGCUCAUGAGGGAGGGGCCCAGGUCAAAGUUGAAGGUGUCCAGGGAGGUGAGGGAGGCGAAGGAGCUGGAAAAGGCGGUUGAUUUGGGGUCCAAGGUCACAACGGCAGAAGAGCGGGUGGUCAAGAUGGCGUCGGAGGGGUCGGUCAGAGAGCCGCGAUGCACGUUGGUCAAGUACGGGACGGGGUUGGAGAUGGAGGGCUGUUGACGCUCAGAGCGGGACAGACGAGGGAGUGUAACGAAGCCAGACUCCAAACCUGAAGAGGACACACACAUUACACUGAUACUUCAUAUUAGGUCAAAAGAUUAUUAUUAUUAUUAAUUAUUUUUUUUAAAUUUAUUUAUUUUAAUUGCAAUUUGUUAGUGGCAUCAUGCUCUGAGAUCGUUAACAUUAAAACGUAACAUUAUUUAUAAUAAAAAUACGUUUUUCGACAUAGCGCUGUCGCUUGGUCGAUUAUUAUUUUUUUGUCUUGAGAUACAAGCCAAAAAAUUAAGAUACACGUGCACUUCACUCCCCUAACGCUAGAUGGAGGCACCAAACUUCACGACAACCGGCCACCAUCAAUUAAGACAACCCCACAGAAGACCAAAGAAGGACAAUACAUGAGAUAACAGUCAUGCUUUGUCCUUGCAUUUUGUGUUUGCAGGUUAUGUGGAGAGCAAAUGUUACUACUGUGUGUUUUUAUACAGUACAGUACUUUUGAGUGUCAUCUUCUAAACACUUAUACACAUUUUCACAUUGCUCAAUGACUCUCCAUACUCAUGUUUUUUAUGUCCUAAAUGUGUAUUGUGUCUCAGUGGCUGUUUGUUGCCAUACUAGAGUGGCUCCAACUAUCAGAGACAAAUUCCUUGUGUGUCUUGUAACAUACUUGGCCAAUAAAUCUGAUUCUGACUGCGA
This is a messenger RNA of Phycodurus eques (leafy seadragon), 5817 nucleotides long. It is a transcript of the gene sh3bp1, whose product is annotated as SH3-domain binding protein 1. The record is from RefSeq and is a predicted model, not a curated record. Gene Ontology annotation, biological process: regulation of Rac protein signal transduction; signal transduction; positive regulation of GTPase activity. Gene Ontology annotation, cellular component: cytosol; intracellular anatomical structure; cytoplasm. Lineage: Eukaryota; Metazoa; Chordata; Actinopteri; Syngnathiformes; Syngnathidae. Gene Ontology annotation, molecular function: GTPase activator activity; protein binding.